AUGUGGUGGAUGGGUUUUAUACUUAUGGGAAUUGGAGAAUUGGCUAAUUUUAUUGCUUAUGCAUUUGCUCCAGCUAUUCUAGUAACACCAUUAGGUGCAUUAUCUGUACUGGUUAGUACAUUAUUAAGUGUACACUUUUUAAAUGAACAUAUAAAUUGUAUCGGUGGAUUUGGAUGUUGUAUUUGUUUAUUAGGAUCAACUUUAAUAGUUUUAUAUGCACCAAAAGAGCAGAAUAUAACAUCAUUACAAGAAAUGUGGUCAAAAGCUGCAGAUCCACCCUUUAUUGCCUACAGUUUAUUCGUCAUACUCUUAUCAUCUGUGUUGAUCUUUAUUUUGGGUCCACGUUAUGGCAAAACAAAUCCAAUUAUCUUCACAUUGAUUAGUGGAAGUAUUGGUUCAUUGUCAGUUAUCGCUUGUAAAGGUGUUGGUGUUGGAUUAAAGAAUUCAUUCAGUACAGGAUUAUUACCAAUAAUAUCAUUUUGGUUCUUUUGGUUUCUAAUUAUUUGGUUGAUUGGUGCAAUCACUAUACAAAUGUAUUAUUUGAAUCGUGCAUUAGAUUUAUUCAAUACUGGGAUAAUAACACCAUUAUUAUAUGUGUUCUUCACGGGUUUUGUGAUUAUUGCAUCAACAAUCCUCUUCCAUGAAUUGAAUACAUUAGAAUAUAUAGAUUAUGUGGGUUUAAUACUUGGCUUGAUAUUCACUGUAUUAGGCAUCUUUAUGAUAACUGUGUGGAAGGACUCCAAUAUGUCCUGGACUCAUCUUCGGACAAUGCUACAGACCAAAAAUUCACCUUAUGCGUCAAAUGGUUCAGUAGCUAAUGACCACAACAAACGCUGUCGUCGUCAUACCUUCAAGGCAACAUUAAACGGUAUGCGAACACUACAUUAUAGACAUUUAUCGAUCGAUAAACUGAGUACUGAAAAAUUAAUCUCUAACCAUCAUUCUGAUUCCGAACACACUGAUAUUGUACGGUUGUUGCCAUCGCAGAUCAGUGAUAACAAGAACAACAACCAAUUGUUAUCAGAUACUUCUGUGUCUAGACUUCGAUCACCGCUUGAUUCACCGCGUUCGUAUACUGCAGCAAAUAAGAUGUCCUCAGUUCCUACAAUCAUCACUAUUGCUAACGCUGGUACUCCAAGACAACCUAAGCAAGAUUUCCACGAUAUCUAA
Heterobilharzia americana is the source of this 1170-nucleotide messenger RNA. The record is from the annotation of a GenBank genome assembly. NCBI's taxonomy places the organism in Eukaryota, Metazoa, Platyhelminthes, Trematoda, Strigeidida, Schistosomatidae.